Haliotis rubra (blacklip abalone) is the source of this 864-nucleotide messenger RNA. RefSeq names its product coiled-coil domain-containing protein 1-like. The coding region runs from base 1 to 864 and encodes 287 amino acids. The transcript is spliced from 4 exons. Lineage: Eukaryota; Metazoa; Mollusca; Gastropoda; Lepetellida; Haliotidae. The record is from RefSeq and is a predicted model, not a curated record.
AUGUCAAAAGAAGAGGAGGUGUUCAGGGAAUUUAUUUCAGAAAAACUAAGCAUGGAAAGUGGAAAUCUUAAAUUCAAGAGGGUCCACAGAAUAGGCAAGGCUCGGCAAAAUGAUGUAUGGAAUGUCGUCAAGGAGGGUGAUAAGGAUGUUGAUGAUAAUAAAGAUGAUGUCGUCAAAGGAGGAGAGGGUGAUAAGGAUGUUGAUGAUAAUAAAGAUGAUGUCGUCAAGGAGGGUGAUAAGGAUGUUGAUGAUAAUAAAGAUGAUGUCGUCAAGGAGGGUGAUAGGGAUGUUGAUGAUAAUAAAGAUGAUGAGGGUGAUAAGGAUGUUGAUGAUAAUAAAGAUGAUGUCGUCAAGGAGGGUGAUAGGGAUGUUGAUGAUAAUAAAGAUGAUGUCGUCAAGGAGGGUGAUAAGGAUGUUGAUGAUAAUAAAGAUGAUGUCGUCAAGGAGGGUGAUAGGGAUGUUGAUGAUAAUAAAGAUGAUGUCGUCAAGGAGGGUGAUAAGGAUGUUGAUGAUAAUAAAGAUGAUGUCGUCAAGGAGGUGAUAGGGAUGUUGGAGGAUAAUAAAGAUGAUGUCGUCAAGGAGGGUGAUAAGGAUGUUGAUGAUAAUAAAGAUGAUGUCGUCAAGGAGGGUGAUAGGGAUGAGGGUGAUAAGGAUGUUGAUGAUAAUAAAGAUGAUGUCGUCAAGGAGGGUGAUAAGGAUGUUGAUGAUAAUAAAGAUGAUGUCGUCAAGGAGGGUGAUAAGGAUGUUGAUGAUAAUAAAGAUGAUGUCGUCAAGGAGGGUGAUAAGGAUGUUGAUGAUAAUAAAGAUGAUGUCGUCAAGAAGAGGGUGAUAAGGAUGUUGAUGAUAAUAAAGAUGAUGUUGUGA